This is a messenger RNA of Neoarius graeffei (lesser salmon catfish), 5661 nucleotides long. It is a transcript of the gene ehbp1, whose product is annotated as EH domain binding protein 1. Lineage: Eukaryota; Metazoa; Chordata; Actinopteri; Siluriformes; Ariidae. The record is from RefSeq and is a predicted model, not a curated record. The transcript has 25 exons. The coding region runs from base 964 to 4491 and encodes 1175 amino acids. Gene Ontology annotation, molecular function: protein binding.
CUAACGCAUACUAGCGUACUAAACAGUACGCCGAAGCUAGUACUCCACCCUGGGUGUUUCAAUAGGUAGCGUACUGUUUAGCACGCUAGUGCGCUCCCGGCUGUUCAGAGCCCAGUGGAGUGGGAUUGGUCGGAAGAUGACGGUGGCUUCUUGAUUGUCCGAGUUUGUUUUAUUCAAGGCUGCUGGAAUUUAGCUGCUUCUCGGGCGGGCAGGAAAAGUUGUCCUUUUUUUCUGCGUCUGCAAAUCGCCUCAGUUUUUUUGCAUUCCUGGAAGAGCGUCUGUGUGCUCUCCGUGUUGUAUUUAUUUAUUUUUUUUAAACUCCCAGUUCCUCCAGGAUGAUGUUAGCAGCAGGGCUAUCUGGCUAUUUCUGAUUAGCUUAACGCUAAAAGACAGCUAACGGGCUCGAGAGCGGCUAGUGCAGUUAGCGUCACUAGAACUGCUAGCAAGGCGGGAUUAGCUGCAGGUGGUUAGUGGUUGUGGUAAUUAGCUUAGCUUACCUCAGUUUACCUCAGGUAGGUUUAGCAGUGCUAACCAGGCUAGCAGUCUGGCUCUAUCAUACACAACCCUGUUGCAGAGGCAAGUUAGCUAGCAGUUUAGCUUCCAGCUCGGAAAAGCGACCAAACUCUGGCUUUUGAAUAAUUAAACAGGUUUAUUGACUCUGGGGAUAAUGGAGUGUGUUACACCUAAUCGCGAUUAGGACCACUCGCUCUGCAGUAUGUGGUGUGCCAGAGCCAGUCCCCUCUGUGCGUGUAGCGUAUCGCUCCAUCACACUUCUCCUCCCAUUCUGGCUUGAUGGCGCUCUGCGUUUUUUCAGCUGGUCAGCGAUGAACGUACGCGAGGCGCCCGCUUCUUUAACCGGACGCUUCUGAAUCACAAUUGAAAAGGAGGACUUUGAUAAGAAGCAGCACCAGGAUCGGACCACGGACCUCGUUCUUAGUCACACACAAGGCGUCCCACGGGAUCAUGGCUUCAGUGUGGAAAAGACUGCAGCGUGUGGGAAAGCAUGCAUCCAAAUUCCAGUUCGUGGCCUCUUAUCAGGAGCUCAUGGUGGAAUGUACGAAGAAAUGGCAACCAGACAAACUCGUGGUGGUGUGGACUCGCAGGAGUCGACGGAAAUCCUCCAAGUCUCAUAGUUGGCAACCGGGCAUCAAAAACCCAUACAGAGGCGUGGUGGUGUGGCCUGUUCCUGAGAACGUGGAGAUCACCGUUACUCUGUUUAAGGACCCUCAUGCAGAAGAGUUUGAAGAUAAAGACUGGACCUUCGUUAUUGAGAACGAGUCCCCGUCAGGUCGGAGGAAAGCCCUGGCCACCAGCAGCAUCAACAUGAAGCAGUACGCGAGCCCCAUGCCCACGCAGACGGACGUCAAGCUCAAAUUCAAGCCUCUCUCCAAGAAGGUUGUGGCGGCGACGCUGCAGUUCUCGCUGUCCUGCAUCUUCCUGCGCGAGGGCAAAGCAACAGACGAAGACAUGCAGAGUCUGGCCAGUCUGAUGAGCAUGAAGCAGGCCGACAUCGGCAACCUGGACGACUUUGAGGAGGAGAACGAGGAGGACGAGGAGAACCGCGUCAAUCAGGAGGAGAAGGCUGCCAAAAUCACAGAGUUGAUCAGUAAGCUGAACUUCCUGGACGAGGACGAGCAGGAGCAAAACCUCACCAGCUCCAACCCCUUCGAGGAACCUGAUGACCCUGUGGACCUUAAUCCAUUCACUGACCCUGAUGAGGAGGAAUCGGGCCCGGCACCCGUUCUGGAGUCCACCGUAAAAGACGAGGGCUCUGCGAAUCUGCUGAACCCAUUCGACGAGCCAGAUCCGGAUCCAGAGCAACCGGAGUACAAGAACCCCUUUGAUGAACCAGAGCCAGAGAGCUUACCCCUGAAAGGCAGCACCAGGAAGACCCCACGUCCUGUAGACAUGAGCAAAUACCUGUACGCGGACAGCAGCAAGACGGAGGAGGCCGAGGAGCUGGACAAAUCGAACCCGUUCUACGAGCCUAAGUCAGGCAGUCCAGAUCAGUCCGCCGCAGAAAGCACAGCUGCAUCGAAGAACACCAAACGGCGUGCUCCUCUGCCCCCUGCUGCCCCCUCAGUGACCCGCACCAGCCCUGCAGUACCCAGUGACCCCAAACCAGCUGUGCCUGAUAAGGUGUUCAUCACGUGCCCUGCACUCGGCCCGAGAGACCUGGCCUCUUCCUCACCAAAGGCCAGCCCGGUGCCCAGUCCAGUUUUGGGAGGAAGGCCGAAUGCCAGUCAGUCGUUGCUCGUCUGGUGCCGAGAGGUGACCAAGAACUACCGCGGAGUUAAGAUCACCAACUUCACCACAUCGUGGAGGAACGGCCUCGCCUUCUGCGCUCUGCUCCACCACUUCAGGCCAGAUCUCAUUGACUACAAGUCUCUGAAUCCUCAAGACAUUAAAGAAAACAACAAAAAGGCAUAUGACGGCUUCGCCAGUUUGGGCAUCUCUCGGCUGCUGGAGCCAGCCGACAUGGUGCUGCUGGCGAUCCCAGACAAGCUGACUGUGAUGACGUACCUGUACCAGAUCCGUGCGCACUUCAGCGGCCAGGAGCUGAGCGUGUUACAGAUCGAGGCCCAGGCCGGCCGCAGCACCUACAAAGUGGGCGACUUCCAUACUGACACGGAGAGCUCUGUGGCUCACGACACCUUCUACGCCGAGCUUCACAACCAGACACAAAAACCCCAUCCUGAUGAGGAAGGGGAGGAGCCAGAAGACGCCGCGUUAACCGAAACUCCUCCCUGUACGUCCUCCGUGACGAACAAAACAAACCUCGAUUCUUCGCAAGCUGACGCAUCGGAGACGAAAGCCGAUGCGAUCGAUGCAGUCGAAGCAGGGAGAGAGAAGGAGAAGGAAAAAGAAAGGGAUGGAGUGGCUCCAGAAGGUCGAGUGCAACCACAGGCCUCUGUUUCGCACGCGCACACACUCGGCUUCAGCAACAGCCGAGACACAGACACGAACAAGAAAAGGAGCGCGAGACAGAACGAAGUGGACAGCACGACGAAAGAGGGCAGCUCGUUACAGACCAACCAUACGGGCACGCCCAAAAAACACACACAGGAUGCUGCACCUGUCCCUGUCCCUGUGUCUACCGGCAACGAAAAGAAAGCGCAGUCUCGUCAGGAGGAGCUGAAGGAGAGAGCUCGCCUCCUGCUGGAGCAGGCUCGCAGAGACGCGGCCCUGAAAGCCAGGAACAAAACCGUCCCAAGCACCACCUCACCUACGCACACACGCCCACCGCAGGCCAUCGACGAGCGUGACGAGGAGAGGCGCAGGCAGCUGAGGGAGCGAGCGAGGCAGCUGAUAGCAGAGGCUCGAUCAGGAGUGAAGAUGGCGGAGUUCCCUCUGCACUCAGACACCUCCACUUCUGCAGGAGAGUUCAAAGGAAGGUCAAAGGCAGCUGGAGACAUCGUGAGUAGGGUGUGUGUUGAUGGUGAGGAAGAGAGGGUUGAAGAAGAGGAGGAAGUGGCACCGUCGCCUGAUGAUGAUGUCACGGUUUGUGAUAAUGAGGAGGAGCCAAUGGCCUCUUGUCUACUGGAGGAUGACUUUACUAACUCGGCUACUGACCUGGCUUCUUUGGGAGUGAUGAACAGCAGGCAUGUGGACCUAAAGCUGAAGAAGCUGACCGAGGUUCGACCUCACGGCGGAAGCUCACCUUCGUCGUCGUCCUCUUCCUCGUCCCUCACAGCGUCCACCACAUCACCACUCAGCCCAGGAGAUGAGACCCACCUGGGUUUGCAGAAUAACAGCGAGGAGCUGAAGGCCGAGCGUCUGCGCAGAGCGACGGAGCGUCUCCGCAGUCCCGUCAUCUUCAGCAAGGAACCAGCCGUACGCAAGACGCAGCUCAAGUCCUUCAGCCAGUACGUAGAGAGCAGGCCAGAGGUGAAGAGGCAAAGGUCAGUGCCUGAGGACCUGAAGCGAGCGGGUGAGGACAGGAGCAGUUCCUCCGAGGUGGAAAACCGAAAGCCGGCGGAAGACGAGAAGGCGUUCAGAGACACGAGCCAGUACGUGGUGGGCGAGCUGGUGGCUCUGGAGAGCGAGCAGAGGCAGAUCGACACGCGCGCCUCGUGUGUGGAGAAGCGCCUGCGCUAUCUCAUGGACACAGGGAAGAAUAAGGAGGAGGAGGAGGCCAUGAUGCAGGAGUGGUUCACGCUGGUGAAUAAGAAGAACGCUCUGAUCCGGCGCCAGAAUCAGCUCUCUCUGCUGGAGAGGGAGCAUGAUCUGGAGAGACGCUUCGAGCUGUUGAACCGGGAGUUAAGAGCAAUGCUGGCGAUUGAAGAUUGGCAGAAAACCGAGGCCCAGAAGCAUCGAGAGCAGCUGCUUCUAGACGAGCUGGUCAUACUGGUCAACAAGCGCGACGCCCUGGUCCGAGAUCUCGACGCACAGGAAAAAGAGGCAGAAGAGGAGGAUGAGCACCUGGAGCGGACUCUGGAACAGAACAAAGGAAAGAUGGCUAAGAAAGAAGAAAAGUGUGUCCUUCAGUGAUUUUCCAAACAGACACUAAAACUUGCUAAACUUGCUACAGACUUAAAAAACAAAAAAUUGAUUGUUUACUACAAUUUUGAGAAAUGUAUUAUUAUUAUUAUUACUACUAUAAUCACAAGCAUUGCAUACUUGUUUAUUUUGGCUUUACAGAAAAGUUUGGUCACCAUUUGCAGCCCAAAACUGGUGCGAGUUAAUUCGCUAAUGCCUUUGGUUUUCUUUAUACUGAGAGAUUACAUUUCAAAAACACUAAUCGGUUCUUUUCUUUUCUGUUUUGUGUUGUGUUUGUGCUGAAAAGGUACUUUUAUGUGAUUUUAAACUUUUUUUUUUUCUGAAGAACCGAAUAACCACGUCAGACAGGAAGCUCCAUGAUGACGAUCCACUGACACUUCCUGUUUGUUGUUUCAGACAGACGCGUAGCUUCAAUGUGUGUUAAUUUCCCAGUGGAGAUUAGGACUGAACAUUUUGAGGUACAACACCACAUGGUUUUAUUGUAUAGGGAAUGUUUUGGGGUUUUUUUUUCUCCUUUUCUUUUCAGCAUUUCAAAAAAAAUUUUUUUUUUGCAGCGUUUUAACAAUAAUGACUCUAAACAGUUUCAGCAUAUCGUGUUUUAUUCCAAGCAGUGUUUAUUACUUAAUGUAUAACGUUUAAUUCAACUACUUUUUAAAUGUAUAGGAUAUCUUCAAAGGGGAUGUUGCAUUUUAAAAAGAGAGAAAGAAAAACACCUUUUUUUUUUUUUUUUUUUUUUGCUUUGUUUGUUUUUCACAUUUUUUGUUUUACCAAAAAGUUUAGGAUGUUCCAUAGAGGGAAUAUUAGAGUACUUUUAAGUACUUUUUAUUUAGACUGAAUGGUUAAGAUGUACAUUUCAUUUCACUGUUUGAGCGAAGAAGAAGAAAAAAAAGCACGUGAAAUCCUGUUUCCAGGAGCAGUUUGAGAUCCGAAUUAAUUUAUUGGUGUGUCCUUUGCGACGACUAACCAUCUUUACAACCUUGUGCAUUAACUCAAGGACCUUGUUAAUAUUUAUUGUAUACUUUAAAAAAAAAAAUGCUUUCAUACGCCAUUCUCUGGUUCACCUUCGCGUGCUGCUGUCUUAUUGUGUGAACGUUUGUUUAUUUAUUCUUAAAAUGACCAGUCAUCAAUAAAACCUGAAAUGCUUUCAUACUCUUAACAAAA